AUGGCUAAAAAUACCUAUCGUCAAAAAAAGAAACUGAGUUCGAAGAAAAAGAAUCCUCAACUGAUAUCCUGUAAGGUUACUCCGGAAUUUAACUACCGGGACUCACAAAGGCUGUGGCAGACUCUUGCAAACGAGUGCAACGCUAUACCUGGUUCUAAAAAGACUUGGCGGCAGUGGCGAAAGGUUUAUGUUUUUUUAUUGAUAUAUCUUAAUUUACCUUUGUGUAGUUUUCUGGAUCUGACUAGAAUGGAACUGGUUUUUCCACAAGAAAAACACGGCUGCCUGGAAAUAAGCAGACUCCAAUACAAACACAGUUCAAAGCAUUCAAAUAACAGUGUUUUCAACUGUGAUCUCUUAGCAGUACAUGAAAGAAGAAAAGUAGAAUUAAAAGAAGAGUACGUUUGA
Hyposmocoma kahamanoa is the source of this 405-nucleotide messenger RNA. RefSeq lists its product as uncharacterized. Lineage: Eukaryota; Metazoa; Arthropoda; Insecta; Lepidoptera; Cosmopterigidae. The coding region runs from base 1 to 405 and encodes 134 amino acids. The transcript is spliced from 3 exons. The record is from RefSeq and is a predicted model, not a curated record.